This is a messenger RNA of Trypanosoma cruzi, 5469 nucleotides long. RefSeq names its product protein kinase, putative. Gene Ontology annotation, cellular component: cytoplasm. Bases 1 to 5469 code for a protein of 1822 amino acids. Gene Ontology annotation, biological process: protein phosphorylation. Lineage: Eukaryota; Euglenozoa; Kinetoplastea; Trypanosomatida; Trypanosomatidae. The transcript has a single exon. Gene Ontology annotation, molecular function: ATP binding; protein serine/threonine kinase activity. The record is from RefSeq and is a predicted model, not a curated record.
AUGUUUGGUUUUUUCUUUUCUUUUUUUCUUUUUCGGCGGCGGGGGGGAGAAGUAUUUAGAUUUUCUCAUUUCCCGUGCGCACCAUCGUGUUGCUGCCGCAUCCGAUUUUGCAUAUUUUCUGUUAGGGUUUGUUGUUUCUCCGUUACUGCUGUGGAACACGCCACUCCACUUCUCAUUCGGACUGCGAGGAAGAUGGCAUGCAAUUACACGCCGCAAGAAUCCAACACUUAUUUCACUGCCCUUGCGUUCAGUUCAUUGCGGCGUGAUGCCAUCAUGGACAGUCUCACCACACUGUUUUUUGAUGUGCAAGGGUUGCGUCUUCUUGCGGCAACGGUGGAAUCUCACUGCGUUCAGCGUCCCAUGAUCUCCAUGCAGCAAAUAAUGGCGCGUAGAAAUGGAAACUUUGUCGCCACUGUGCUCUCGCCGCAGGAUUUCUUUAAAGGCAUCAUUUUCUUUAAGGGACGUGUGGUGUUCGCAAUGCGACGACUCCAUAGUCUGUAUAAGGGAUCAUUUGAGACGACCGGGGAAGAUAGUCAACUGUCCGACCAGUUGCUUGCCGUGCUGCGUAGAUGGGAGGCGUGUGCUGAAAUUUUUAUUUCUGAUGACGCCUUUGGAACUCGCCUGUCCGAACUAAUAGCAGCGCUGGACGACGUCAUUGCCAAAUUGGAGGAAUUGAUAUUGAAGCUGCGCAGUGAUGAAAAAUUGAUUUCUACAGAUAAUUCGGCUGUAGUGGCCAUUAGGAAGGCAGCAACUGAUGUAGAAGGAGCUCACAUCCGUGAAACGACACUCGGUUCGAAAUGGCAUAACAGUUAUAGGAUGUGCCACACAGCAGGCCAUUUUCUUGGGCCAAUUAGGCGGUUAGGAUUUAAUGUGAAUGCUAUUUUGUCUACCACCGGGUUACGUUGUAUGAUGGCAGCCUUCAGUUUAAUAAUUGGUCUUCCGGUGGUUCAAAUCUUAUUUGGGCUCCACGCGAUGCGGGGCCCAAGCCUCAGUAUGUUUUUGGAAGUCAACCGUACCGCUGUGAUUCCCUCAUAUGUCGACGGGAAUUCACUUUGUAUGCUUUUUUCUGCUAUUCAGUUUCUUGUGGGACUGGGGUUGGGAUUUGCGUUUCUCGUCAUACACUCCACCGCAACCUCCAACCUUGCCUAUGCUGCGGUCUUACAGGCACUCUUCAUGCAAGGGGCCGUGUCUCUGCGGUCGACUGGUCGAAACACCUCCGAUGCCGAUCAUGUGGACGACGAAGAGGAUAGCGAUGAUAAAGAAAAUGGCAUGACUUUAGCUUUGCAAAGCUCGAUUAAAUUUGAAAAGGACCCCCAAUCGACAUCACCCCCCUCCUUACCUUGGCGUUAUGAGGGAUAUGGAGGAACGUUGUGUGGUGGAACUUAUGACGGAGGAAUCCUGGAAGAGUACCAACGCGAUCAUUCCAGCCUUUACCAAGCAUUCGGUGCAUCCUUGGUGAGUUUGCGUGAAGGUCACGGGUCCAAAACUGCUGUUGCCGACAUAGUGGAGAGUGAAGAAGAGAUGCAGCUAUCAUCGCUUGGACCGGGUAAAGAUAUGGACAUUGAUGAUGAUGGGACUAGUGACAAGGAUUGUUCAAUUCGCUAUCUAUGCAUGCAGGCAGAACGGGAGAUUCAGAUGCUCUUCACCGAUGCCCCAAGUGGUGUUGCCGAUAAAUAUAAGGAUUUUUCCCCAUGUUUGCACGAAGAUCGCAGCGCAACUAUUUGUCGUCAUAUAACAGAAAAUGUGCAGGACUGCGUCUGCCCUUUGAUUAUUGUGGAAUAUGUUCCCCAUACUGUCACUUUGCGUGGAAGUUUCAAGCCUGGGGAUACAAAAGAAUUGUAUCCUAUUGUUUACUGUAGCAUCUCUGCUCUUGAACUGCUUCAAUAUCGCUGGAUGGUUGAUCUUGCUGGAAAAGAUUUUAAAAAUCUCUUUGAAUUGCACCGCAAAUUGAAACGAUCGUCGCAUAAGAAUCGUGUUAGGGCUGGAGAUAAAGUGACUUCACUCCCGGCAUUACCGCAGAAGUCGCGUGGAAAACCUCCGGGACGUCUUGUUCUUGUACCAGCACCUCCAAGUAAAGAACGGAGCCAUUCUGAAAAGCGUCAUAUGGAAAAAGUGGAAGACAUGCGUUGCCUCUUUGAAAGUGGGUUAGAGGAGCUUCUCACAUUGCAAUUGCUGCAGAAAUCAUCUUGCUUUGAAGUCUAUGCCAUGAGUAGCAACAACGUUGCUUUACCAUCCUCUUUUUGUGAGCCAAACCAGUUUUCUUCGUCAGCUUCUAUGGAUAAAAAGUACCUGGUGUUACUUUUUAUUCGUGAGGUCAACGGUGAACCGAGGGAAAUUUCUCGUAAGCUUAUUGGCGACACGGUUUCUCGAGAGGAGUUUGAGCCGCAUAUAACACUUAUGGAUAAUUCUCCAAUGGGUCAUGCGUUCAGUACUCAUUUACAAAAACGCCCCUCAACAACAAGUUCUGGCACGGUCAGCAUUUUAAAUGCCUUUGGAUCACUCAUGAAGGAUGGCGCGGAGGAUGAUUGUGAAUCCCAUGCCAGUUUGCCACGUAGCCGUCGUGUAAGGACGGCAGCGACAGGGCAUCGACGAAGAAAGCGGCGUUCCACCCUGAGGGAGUAUCCGUCACCUAUUUCAGCUGAGCGAGGCCAUGCUGUGGAUUACGUUACAGCGCAGCAGCUCCGUGAAAAGUUGAAUAGUUUGAUUGCUGUUUGUGGGGUGGAACUCACGUCGCGUGUGCCAGAGAAAUUUCUAAUUAAUUUUGUUGCCCUCAUGAUAUUUGUUAAUCGUGUUUUGAAGCGAUAUAAACGUGUCAACUGCCGUGUGGAUGCUGAAAAUAUGUUUAUUCUUCUUGAAUUGAAGGCAUUGGAAAAUGUACCUCUCAUGAAAGUUGGUCUUCGACAUGGGGAUGAUGAAAACUCCUCAUCGUCACUUGAUUUUUCCCCAAGUGAUAAUGGGAGUCGAGUGCAUGCCACAAAUGAUAUUGGGAUUAGUUCUAUUCUUUCAGCGAAUCUAUUGGAGUAUCUGCGUGUUUGUGACGCCACCAUUCACCUUACAGCAAAUGGAUGUACAUUGCGUUUCCCAUACACCACGCAAGAACGUCUGGCACUCAUGGAGGAGGCCGGGACGUUGCAACUCUCUACACUCAGAGGACUUUCAUUGUUUGGUGUGACCGCCACAAACGCCCUGACGGAGGAUGCGGCAGCGCAAUCAAGCGGACAGAUGAUUCAUUUACACCAGUACGCAGCAGCCGAGGAGGCCUUUAGUGAAGCCGUGCGCAGAACCAAAUUUGGAUCUACAUGGAGAGCAGAAGAAGGCGCCUUAAGUGCUCCGACGAAUUUAAAGGUUGAUCCUGGACUUAAAGGAGAUUGCAACAGCAGCAUUGCGGGAUUUUUUGGUAUUCCUUUAGUGCAACCUCUUGAAGAGUUAUCCGGAUCCUCGUCGGGGAGUGUGACGCGUUUGCCUCAAGUAUUUGGUGGUGGUCAAUCCAAAACGACGGAUCCUAAUGGGCACCCGCCAACAUUGGGGAUAGCACAGGAUUCAAAGUCCGGAUAUGAUGUCAACCAAGCACCGCCUAACGAAUGGCCUUCUGUUUCUGCUUUGGCACGGGUGGAUAAUAUGUUUGGUAAAUCUUGGGCCCGCAGUGGGAGUGACGCCAUGGCGACAAGCACUUCUUGUACCAGUCCCCUUGGAGGUAAACUUGGCGGUAGUUAUAAGCGAUACCUUCACGUGUUCUUGUACAUGAAAGAGCAUCGACAGGAUUUCCUGCAGAGUUUAUGGGGUAGAGGACACUCAGCGACAGUCGUUUCAGAUCCGGUAGUCAUGAAACGUUAUCUGAGUAUUGGAAUGAACGCCUUUGAUGUGUUGUUUGUUGAGUGGUCAGAGAAACUGGUGACUCCGGAUAUUCGUGACCUCAUUGCCUCGGAGACGGUAAAACAGACGACGAUAUUAUACUUAUUGACGGACGAUGCGUACAGUCUCCCACUUCCGCCAGGAACUCGCGAAGAGGCGGUUCUACGCAUGCAAGAAAUUGGGGAAAUCUUUACGAAUUUUACCAUUGGUCAGAAUGUGAGCCAUUAUAUACGGCAGCGUCGGCUAAAGAAUGAGAUGAUACAAAUUCGAUGGCGUAAAAGUUAUCAGAUUGUUCGCCAAAUUGGUGGUGGUGCCUUUGGCGAUGUUUACGAGGUGUAUCUUUUUGUCUCGCGUGGACGUUUGGCGAUGAAGCGUUUAUUUCUCAACGGAGCCAGUCAUCGUUUUCUGGAGCAGCUGAACCGAGAGGUGUCGAUUAUGAGCCAUAUGGAUCAUCCAAACAUAGUCAGUUUCUCCCAUUCCUCUAUGGAGGACAACGCAUACUGCAUAUUCAUGGAGUUGUGCGAUGGGACAUUGGAUCAACGCCUGCAUCGGGGGUUCCCGGCCACGGAAAGCAAUCAAAUGAAUAAACCGCCUCUACCACGUUUGUCAAAUGGCGCAUCCUUUCCGGUUCAACCUGUUGGAACGAUAGGGGAUAGACCGGAUACCAAUCAUGAUGAGUUUGGCAAAAUUCCAGAACCACUUACUGCAAGAGAAAUAGUUCUUCUUUUGCGUGAUGUCGCGAGUGGUAUUGCCUAUCUGCAUUCACAAGGUAUAGUGCAUCGCGACAUUAAACCAUGCAAUAUUCUUUUUAGUGGUGGUGUGGCAAAGAUUGGUGACUUUGGUUCCGCCGCUGAGGAAUGCGCUGCGAAACCCCUUGUUAACAUGAAAGGAACGCUAGCAUAUAUGUCACCUGAGGUUUUGUUAGGUGAACCAUAUGGAAGACCAUGUGAUAUGUGGUCCUUUGGCUGUCUAUUGGCAGAAGUGAUUGGAUUACGUCUUGGUCAUCUUCAAGGACUACACUUUCCCGCGCUGGUUGAGUUAUACACCUCCAUUCCCAAAGAUGGAAGUCUACCCAUCACAGUAGCCAACCACAAGGGUGGAAAGCUACAACACCACUUUGGUACAACGACGGCUCAAAUGAUAUUAGGGGCAAUGAAAAACGCCUAUAAUGACGCCCGUGGCAAACAAUGUGAGGGUUCUGUACAACGUCGUCUAGUGGCUUCAACUUCACCAAAGGAAAAAAUGAGUUCUUCUAGUAGGAAUGAGAGUUUUGAAAGCAAAUUAAUGAGUAGCAUGACGUGUGAUAGCUCAAGGGCCAUAACGUACAUAACCACCAAUAACACAACAUUUUUGGGAUCUGAAAAGGCCGAGCUCCCGGAGAGUCUUGUGGAGUUGUUGGAGAAUCUGUUCUGUCGUGACCCACGAAGGCGUAUGACCGCAGAGGAAGUGCUUCACCACCCCGUGACGUGGGAUGUCGAGUGGAUGGAGAUGGUAAUAAGAGCCGUUGAGGAAAUUUGCCCCCUAGACGCAGACGACGCCUCGGCGGAUGCAUCACAUGCCGGGGAAAACAGCGCUGAACGGGAAGAGGAUUUGGACCUCUCCAUUUCUUCGACAUAA